AUGCGGUCUGGUCUCUUGGAUGACGUUGACGCCUUGCACCCUCCCUCCCUGCGUGGCGUGGUUUGCGGCCAGGCCAGCAGCAAGCCGAAAGUUUGCAACCUUCUCUCGCGUUGCAGCAUUUCGUGCCCCCACCCCACGUUGAGCGAGGAUUGCAGCCAGCCCUCGCACGAGAUGGGCCCUGUUGCGCGCUCGACGCUCGACCCGGGUGGCAGCAGCGGCAAGGACCCUCGUGCGCCAGAACGACGGGCCCGUGAACCACAAAGACCCCCUUCGUCAUGA
Molecule: messenger RNA, 279 nt
Organism: Ustilaginoidea virens
Lineage: Eukaryota; Fungi; Ascomycota; Sordariomycetes; Hypocreales; Clavicipitaceae
Exons: 2
Coding region: 1-279 (92 amino acids)
Source: RefSeq, a predicted model, not a curated record